Molecule: messenger RNA, 920 nt
Organism: Caenorhabditis elegans
Lineage: Eukaryota; Metazoa; Nematoda; Chromadorea; Rhabditida; Rhabditidae
Source: the annotation of a RefSeq genome assembly
AUGAAUUCUACUCAAACAGUUUCGCCUUUAUUUGUUGCCAGUGUUAAAAUAAAAGCAUUAAGCGAACACAAUCCUCACUCAAACAAAACAUAUGUAUUUCCUGAGUCGGAGAGUUAUGCAAUCUUUUUGGCGAAAUCUGAAUAUGUUGUAUACUUUUUAACUGUUGCCUAUUUUGUAUUUCUUCCAUUUUAUGUAUAUGUGAACAAAGUUAAUCGACGAAGAGACGAAAAAAUGAUCAUUUUCCCGAUUACCAAUGAUUUUUAUAAAAUGGUGAUUAUCACUGUGCUACUUUACAUUUUUUACGCAGCGAUGGCCAUUUUCGUUGAUCAUGGGAACUUGAAAGAGGGCAAUAUGACAGUAUUUGGUUAUUUGAUGUUCACGGCCCACUACACACUUUGCCUGAGCAUUCAAGUUUUCUAUUGGUUGAUUGUUGCUCUUGCAAUUGAACGAUUUCUCCUUUACUUUUGCCCAUCCACCGAAAAGCUUAUCACAUCAGUACGAAACUAUGCUAUGCAUUAUUCCAUGGAAAUUCUUAUUAUACUGUCUUCAUUGCUUUAUCUUCCGAUAAUGAUAAGUGUUCGAAAGCUUUUUCAUUUAGCAUCGGCAGAACAAAAUCAACCACAAAGAUACAUAUUCUGGCAGACAAUGGUAGUGUUGAUUUUCAAAUCGGUAACUCUCCUGCAUAAGCUAUUGCACUGACAAAUGGUGUCACUUUAUCAAUAGCUGAAACUUUGCAAAUAAACAUUGAGGUGUUCACGAUUCCUUUAAUGAUAAUGAUGUCCUAUUUGGGGUGUAACAAACGGGACUUAACAGUUACAUUUACAUCAUUUAACUUGAAAUACUUUUUGAGAACCAUUUUUAGUUUCUACGAUGCAAUUGUUCAACCGCAAGUUGGCAGUGUAUAUACAUUGAGCACGUGA